Manduca sexta (tobacco hornworm) is the source of this 5497-nucleotide messenger RNA. RefSeq lists its product as uncharacterized. NCBI's taxonomy places the organism in Eukaryota, Metazoa, Arthropoda, Insecta, Lepidoptera, Sphingidae. Gene Ontology annotation, biological process: intracellular sterol transport. The transcript is spliced from 12 exons. Gene Ontology annotation, molecular function: sterol binding; sterol transfer activity. Gene Ontology annotation, cellular component: endoplasmic reticulum-plasma membrane contact site; plasma membrane; endoplasmic reticulum membrane. The coding region runs from base 52 to 1623 and encodes 523 amino acids. The record is from RefSeq and is a predicted model, not a curated record.
ACGUCUAAGACUUUUUUUAAAUGUAGAAUUUGUGCUUGGUUUAUACUUACAAUGAUUCGUAAAAGUGCCAGUUGUCAAGUAUACAGCCGUGUGACUUAUUGUAGUAGUGAUACUUCGACAACGACAAGUUCAUCAGAAAGUGCUACAGACACGCCGUUAAGAAAGUUUAACCGCAUACUGCGAUCAUCGGUGGCGCGUCACUGGUCUUACUUCAAGAAAGACAGACCCAGUUUAAGAGUACGCGGUCGGUCAGUUUCCGACGCAGCUCUAUGUGAAAUUGCUGAUCAUGACCCUGAGCUGGUGUAUCUUGACAUCCCAUCCGCGUUGCCACGUCGAUCGCUGCAGGUGUGUGGCGUGGAGCCAACACAAAAUGUGCCCGCACUUUUCGUCACGUCGGCGGGCGGGUCGGGCAGCCACGUGGGUAUAGACGACGCGAGUGACGGCAGCGACGCGGAGCGGCCUCGGAGACAUCACCACCUUCGGGUUCCUACACCGGCUUUCCCCGGACAGUCAACCGGCAAUUUCGCGUCGGGAGCGGCGGGUGGCGGGUGCGGGGUGCCACGCUCCGCCCCCGCCACCCCGCUGCAGCUCGAACCUCACCCGCGCACAUCCAAACAUGAUAAGCAUGCCAUAAAGCCUCUAUCGGGCUCGGCGCCGUCGGUGCGGGUGGCGGCGAUCGGCGUCACUUCCACCACCGGCGACACCACGGAAGGCAAACAGCCAAGCAAGUCGCGACAGAAGAAGUUCCAGAGACACUUCCCGCAGGUCGGGCCAGAAGAGAAGGUGCUUAAUUAUUACUCGUGCGCGUUGGUUGGUGAUCUCUUACUGCAAGGCCAUCUUUACAUCACCAAGAAUUACUUCGCUUUCUACUCGAACGUGUUCGGAUAUGUUACCAAGUUACUAAUCCCGACGACAUCAGUCCUAAGGAUAACAAAAGAGAAGGUGGCGCGAAUCAUCCCGAACGCCGUGGGAGUGUGCACGCGCGACGAGCGGCAUGUGUUCGGCUCGCUGCUGUCGCGCGACUCCACCUACAAGCUGAUGACGCACGUGUGGAAGGCGGCCAGGGCACCGGAACUCAUCACACCCAAACCACAGGACCGCGGUGCGUCAGAAGUGGACCUGGACGCGUCAGAGUACUCGCCCGAGGACGAUAGCAGCUCGGUGGGCGGAGACCAGGCUGACGCUGUCACGCCGCCCGUCAGGCGGGAGUCGGAAGCCAUUAUCGCUGGAGGGGCGGCAGUGAUCCAGCCCGCGCUGCUGACGGGCAGCUCGGCGCCCAAGCGCAGCGCGUCGCAGUGCUGGCGCGCGCUGCUCGUGGCCGCCACCCUCAUACUCACCGUAUCCGCGCUCGUGCUCUCCUACAAGCUGUACAACACUAGGUAUCAGACACAGGAGGAUGUGAUAAAGUUGUCUGGUGAGGAAUUGUACUCAGAGCUGGUGAGGUGGCGCGCCCGCCUGCACGGCCGCGCCGCUACAGAACUGCACUCCUUCCUCACCACCAACUUACUGUUGUUAACCAAGGUGCGUCAAUCUUUAGAAGCGUUAUCAGGAGUGAUACUAACAGACAUGGCGCAGGGCAACCACGGGAACAUAGACCUGCCCAACGACACCGUGUUCAGCUAGCAAGCUCCCCUACACACAUAGCGUGAAGAUAAACCUUUUAACCGCUGUUCUGUAUCAUGAACAUUGUUAUCAGUAGUCGAAUUAUAGUGGCAAGCAGUUGUAAAAAUAUAUUUUAUCUUUGCAAUAACUUUGAUAUUCUUUGUAUGAUACAGUUUUGAUUUUAUCUGGUAACAUUGAUCUUGAUAAUUGAAAAUAUUGUAUAAUAAAUCAGUUUAUUGCAUAGUUAAAAUGAGCAUGUGGUUAAAAGUUUCAUCAAUGUAGGUAUUAAUAGCAUUUCCUUUACAUUUGUAAUUUAUAUUUAUUGAAUCCGAACAAGAUUUGUGCCCAGACUGAGACGCUGUAAUUACGCGUUACAACGUAAAACGCUUCGUGUGCAUUCCCCAAAACAAUUGCGCGAAAUAAACAGCAUUUCAUGCGAGUUGAAACCGAUUCGCUGGUGAAUAAAGUCGAAAAUAAAUUGCACAUUUAUUUAAGGUAAUCUAAGUGAUUCGACUUGCCAAAAAGCAACCAUUGACGUCUCAGACAUUGUAUUGUCGGCUCAAUAUAAUAAGGCAUUUAUACACGCAAGUUAUGAUUGGUGCACACUUGCUGAACGUAAUGUAUGUGAUAAUAUUGGAGUGACGGUUAGUAGGUAAUUAGUGUUAGACCAUCAUCGAGGUUGGCUAAACCCAAAGAUUCAUUACUAUUAUAUCGUUGUAAAUGUGAUCGUUGUACAUAUACGCGUGUUUGGGGCCGGUGUGUCUGUAAGACAUGUUUCUACAUCAUUUUUGUGUAAAACACAAUAUGUAGGAUAAGUGAUUGAGUGUCUAUGAGCUGGCAGUUUUGAUAGAAUUAUGAAAUACAUAAUAAGGUUAUGGACGCUGGUAAUAUUAUUUUAAGGGAGGUGCAUCUGCUUCUAUAGUACUGCAUCUGCAUCUAUAUCACUAUAGUACUACGUAACAUCAAUAUUUUUUUUUUUUUCAAAUAGAAAUUCUGCUGGUAUUUUGUAUAUGCUAAACCAUAAUAAAAUCUCUGUGGUCGAUUUUUACAUACGUACAUACAUAACAUCACGCAUUUUAUCCCCGAAGGGGUAUGCAGAGGCGCAACUAGGGCACCCACUUUUCGCCAAGUAUGUUCCGUCCCAUGAUGUGAUAGGGGGCGAGCCUAUCGCCAUAUCGGGCUCAAAUUCCGAUGCUCAAAGCUCUAAUGGUCGAUUUUUCCCAUUGGUUAUUUUUAUUGGGAUUUGUGUCAGACAGGAGGGUGUACGUGCACCUCCUUGCACCCUUCUCCCAGCGCCAAUGAAUGAUGUAAACGCAUUUUUAUCUAGAAAUGAAUAAGAUACAUAUUUGCAUUUCACUCGAUGUUAUUGUUAUCGAAAUUGCCAGCUCGGACUAUUAGGGUUGUCAGGCAAGAUAGAUAUGGGUUCUUAUUAAAAAUGUAUCUGCAUAAUCAAAUUCAAAGGCUCAUUAUCGAUGUGUUAAGCGAGAACUGUCGUCUAUAUUGAAUGUGUAGCGGUGAUAGAUAUUUUCAUAAUCACAUUUGCAUAAGUUUUAUACGUAAAGGUCAUAAUUUAGGGUUGCCACGCAAUUUUGAAAUAAAAUACCAUGUUCAAAUAAGGCUAUAUAUGAAUGUAGAUGUUUAGGUUUUAAAUAUUUCUAUGUACCGUAAAAGUUAUCUUAGACAAUUCGUAUAGAACCAUCAUGGAGUUGUAUCAUAAUGUGUCAUGAUUGUGAAUGUGAUAGUGUCAGAAAGGCAGCGGUGCUAGUUAAUAAAUAAGUAAAACAUUCCUGCAUCGAUGUGUUCGGUCGGGCUGGUCAAAUGUUGGCUUAUAGCGUCCAAAUGGUUUGCCAAAUAUGUUACGUAAACACCCGAAUAACUAUGAAAAUCUUUGCUGUUUUGGCUCAAUUUUGCUUGUUUGAGACAUGACCAACUUUGUAGAUUGGCAAUAGGUUAUUUUGAGGGUUCCUAAUAUUUCUUGCCAGUACAAUGACCUUAAUUUACAAUUAAACUUGACUCGCUGAUUCUGAACGUUUGAUUUUAUUAUCAAACAAUUGUAUUUAUUAAAUGCCGUUGAAUCGGGUAGUAUGUUUGGUCCAACGUUUGCGCUGGGUGUUGGCUUCGAUGUUAAUAAAAUUAAUAAUUUAUUGUUCUAGUCCUUUUGAUACGGAGCUCAAGGUUUAUUUCACUUCGACGGCAACAAUGCACGUUACAUUGUUUUAUUUUUAUCUUUGUUCUAAACUUUAUUCGAGUUUUCUUACCAUAAAUUAUUGCGAUGUGAAAUUAAGGUACAAUCUAGUGCAAUUUCUAAACAAAUUAUUUAUAACGCUAUGAAUUAUGAUAACUUUAUAACUACAUUUUCGAUAUCGUAUUUUCAUUUUAUUAUAAUUAUAUAUAAUGAUUUUGUUUAUUUCUCUGCUAUUUCCUUUACAUGCAUUGUUGUCGCCUUAAAAAUCGGUUAUGGUACGUACUUAGUAAAAAAAAUGUAUGAAAAUAUUUGUUUAUAGCAAAAUUUGUAAAUUAUUAAAUCAGUCGUAUAAAAUUAAAUCAAUUAUGCAUGUAUUAUAUUGUCGAUAACUGAUUACUAUGAGUUAAUGCUUCAUGCUGAAUUUGAAUUGUGAAUUUUUCUAUAUAAAUGUUGUAUUGAGAAAUGUAUUCAUUAUAGUUAAUAGACGUUGCUAGCGAAUUAUUUAUCGUAAUGUAGUUGAUCAAUUUACUUGUAACAAUUAUUAUCAAAUAUUUAUAUUCCUUGAAUUAUUGGCUGAUAUGUUUAAGUAGUGUAACGCAUUGAUUUGGUUUCGAUUGUAAUACCUUAUAAAUGUAUGGCCUAAUUUUUUUAGGUUACCCGCAGUGCCAAAGUGAUGGUUCUCUUAUUUUAAACAUACAUUAGGCCUCCGUGUAUCUAUUUCAUGAGGACUCCAUCCGUAUGCUUAAGGAGUCGUUUAUUGAGAGUAGUUAAUGUAAUAUUGCCAAAGACAAGCGUUAGAAAUAUCUGGGGAGCUUAAUGGUCACUUUGGAUAAAAUAAAUGUAAAAUGAUUAUCGAUUUUUUUCAAUAAACAAUUUCAUUCGUUAUUUUUGCAUCGAUUUAAAAGACCAAUCAGAAUAAAGCUUGCUUAAUGGCUUAUUUUGAUUGGUUGAUUCCAGUAUGAAGUUGGAUUAGAAUGGUUUUUUGUAACGGAAAUAAAACAUCUUACUUUUUAAACUUGUUAAGUAAAAAUGACUUCUAUUAUAAUUCAAACAAAGUGAUCUUUUAAGUUCCACGAACGUAGUAUAGUGAGGUUUGUACAAUGUGUGUUGUAGAUAGGACACAGUUUUUCGUUGUACAGAUUUAUUUUAAUGGGUGCAUGUAGAUAUCCAGUGAUUUUUAUUUGUAUCGGUUGUGUUGACAAUUUGUUAUUUGGGUACACCUAGUUCAAAAAUUUUAGGAGUAUUGUGUUUGUGUGUAAAAAAUAUUGUAAAUAUGUUUUUAAUAAUAUAGGAACAAUUAUUUUUCGAAAAAAACAGUUAGAAUAGCAACUUCUAAAAUUUUUCAAAUGCGAAAGAUUUACAUUUUUUUUCCACACAAAUGCAAACCUCGUUUUAAAAUAUGUAAUAAUCAUGGUCAUUUUGAAUCACUUCCAUGUUCACUGUGCAAUAUCAGGCUUUUACACUUGUAUUUUAAUAGAGUUAAAUGUGUUUCAUCAAUUUUUUGGUGAUGAUUGGGAGUGUUGUACCUCGCUAAGUAAUGGCUCACGCAGAGGGCAAUUUACGUGAUAUGAUUAUAUGGUUAAUUUAUUUCUACCGCGUAGGAAUUGUUAACGCCUAUGUUUUAAGAUGAUUUGUUUUGUAUAUUUUUGUUUCGAGUCGUGAUUCGUUUGUUGUUCACUGUAAAUAAAUAGAUAGAUGAGUUAAUUAAUA